AUGGUCCCCAUGAAUCAUCGGUGCGUCAGUUCCAAUGCAAUGAAGCGAAGGCUACGUGGCAAGAAUGUCCUCAAUGAUGUCGACGACAUUCAACAACUUCAAGAAUUGGCUGGAAACUGCAAUUGGUUUGGACCAGGCAGCAGGAUCAUCAUAACUUCAAGAGGCAAGCGUGUGUUAGAGGAGCAUAAUGUGAAACACAUCUAUGAAGUGAAGCUGAAGAUUAGUGAUUUAUUGCUUGAAGUCGUAGUUGAUAUAGCACUUGGUAAUGGGCCUGAGCAGUACUCUCUACCAAAAAUGGUCAUGGCUGAUGAAGUUUUAGAUAAUUUAAUCGUGGCUUAUGUUGUGAAUCUAGUGGCAAAGACAAUUUUCCUAAAUCUGUUUUGUAAAUCCCUGACUGUAUUAGCAUCCAUCUGGAAGGCCCUUGCAAGAACAUUCGGGUCUAUAGCUGGGUUAGACCCAAACACCGUGUUAGCAAUCGUGAUAACACCUGCGUUCUGGCUGCUCAAAGCAGCGAUUGCAACCGCAGGAGUUCGUCCUAGGUUGAACUGGAAAUGGAUGAGUCCUUCUGGAAACACAAACACAUCACCUACGUUGAGCGUUUUGGCGAAAAGGCGGUUUCCAUCUUGGUUUGAUGAGAUAAACCCUACGAGUAAAGUUCCUUGUUGCACAACCAAGAUCUCGGUGGCACGUGGUGAGAUCCCAAGAGUGUUUUAUCCUCCAAGGUUGUUAACAUUAACGGUUGUCACAUUAGAACCAACUGCGUUAUUUACAUUUCCAGCUCUGUUGAGUCCUGGGAAGAAGAAAUCAUCUGUGGAAACAAUCCUUGGAUCCUUGCAGAACUUCCCAUUCACAAACACUGAACAUAGUAUAAGAAUAUAA
Messenger RNA from Thlaspi arvense, 879 nucleotides. NCBI's taxonomy places the organism in Eukaryota, Viridiplantae, Streptophyta, Magnoliopsida, Brassicales, Brassicaceae. The record is from the annotation of a GenBank genome assembly.